This is a messenger RNA of Oncorhynchus nerka (sockeye salmon), 3945 nucleotides long. RefSeq names its product phospholipase B1, membrane-associated-like. Gene Ontology annotation, molecular function: glycerophospholipase activity. The record is from RefSeq and is a predicted model, not a curated record. Bases 145 to 3576 code for a protein of 1143 amino acids. Lineage: Eukaryota; Metazoa; Chordata; Actinopteri; Salmoniformes; Salmonidae. Gene Ontology annotation, biological process: phospholipid metabolic process. The transcript is spliced from 43 exons.
AGGUAUAUCUGUAAAUCACAUCAAACAGCAAGGUAGAGGGCAGCAAGACGGUAAUGGACAAUACGCCAAGACAACGGAGCUGUUAGACAAACAGACAGACAGUCAAAUAGAAAGACAGACAGACAGAAGACAACUGGUGGCUAUAUGAGGACAAACUUUGACAGACAAAGGAUGCUUCCAUUACUGGUUCUAGCUUUGCUGGGGUUCCCCACGGCAACAGCCUCUGCAAUGCCUUGCACCCACACCUCUCUCUCCGAGACCCUUCCGUCCUCAGCUCACAGUGUCAGACCCUCAGAUGUGGCUGUGAUCUCGGCCAUUGGACUGCCCCACGCACAAAGCAGUGAGCUGUCCAGAGUGUUAUUGAGACUUCAUGAGCUGCUGACCAUGUUUAACCCUGACAUGACCAGGAGUCUUCAUGGUCAGACAAAUCUGUAUUCUGAAUCCUCACAGCACAGAACUCUUGUAGAGCAGGCAAAGGAACUGUCCCUCACCCUCAGGAGGAACCAGGCCAUUGAUCUAGACGCAGACUGGAAGCUGGUGAUGCUAUUCGUCCAGGUGGAUGAGCUCUGUUUAUGUCAUGACCAGUUCAGCGAGACUGUCACAGCUGCUGUCCAGGAGGUGGAUCUUGCUCUGCAGGUGCUGCAGUCACAGUUGAAGCAGACCAUUGUCAAUGUUGCAGUGUGGGGUGGAGAAUAUGUUCAUCAGAACAGGAUGUGUCAAUGUAUGGAGGAAAUACAUGAAUGGGAGCUCAGACUGCUGAGGGCCAUGCUCACUCAAGUCCUGCAGGAGUCCCUUGACGGACACCUGGUGGAGAAGCAGUGGUACAGCAACAAAGAUGACUUCACCGUCCUACUGCAGGAUGUCCCCUUCAUCACAGCAGACCCAGCCUCCUUUAUUAGCGCUGCCCCCAGAGCGGGUGCAUUACACACAGACAAACUAGCCGUACAGAUGUGGGCCAACUUGCUGCAGCCCACCAUAGGCCAGCAGAACAUGGAGAACAAUGAUAUGAUCAUCUCGGUGCCAUGCCCCAGUGAGGACCGGCCUUUCUUGAGAACAGAGCGGAACUCUCCCUCAGAUCACACCAAUGAGCUCUCUCCUCUUUUCGACCCUAUCAUGGGCACUCAUAUGCCCUGCGAGGACCAUAGCCCUUCCAACUCCACACCCACCUCAGUUCACGCCCUUCGGCCUGGCGAUAUCAAAGUCGUAGCUGCAGUGGGAGACUCUCUGACAGCGGGCAACGGUGUCGGAUCGGGAUCCAGUGUUAACAACUUACUGGAUGUUACGACGCAGUACCGGGGUUUAUCAUGGAGUGUCGGUGGAGACGAGAACCUCACCACUGUCACCACUCUUCCCAAUAUCCUGCGUGAGUUUAACCCCUCCCUGACCGGCUUCUCAGUGGGCAAAGGCAAAGAGCACACCCCUCAGGCCUUCCUCAACCAGGCUGUGGCCGGGGGAAAAGCCAAAGACAUACCAGAACAAGUGCGAGCAUUGGUGGCCAGGAUGAAGAAUGACUCGCUUGUUAAUUUCCAAGAAGACUGGAAAGUGAUCACUUUGUUCAUUGGAGGCAAUGACAUGUGUGACUACUGCUACAGCUCUCUGGUUUAUUCCACUGAGAACUAUGUGCGACACAUUCGUGAGUCUCUGGAUUACCUUCAUAAACAGGUCCCUAGAGCCCUGGUCAAUCUGGUUGAGCCACUCUACAUCCCCGUCCUGAGACAGAUGCACACAGACUUAAAUGCAGAUCUCAAGUGCCCUACCUGGCUUGUCAAUAUUCUGUGUCCCUGUGUCAUCUCGCCAAAGGAGGGUUCUGAAGCACUUCGUCAACUCAAUGGUCUGAACAGAGAUUAUCAGCGAGGACUGCAUGAGCUUGUGGAGUCAGGACGGUACGACACUCAUAACAACUUCACGGUGGUCCUGCAGCCUUUCCUACGAGACAUCAUCGUUCCCCAGACAGAGAAUGGACGUCCAGACCGUACUUACUUCAGUCCUGACUGCUUCCAUCUCAGUCAAAAGACCCAUACUCUGAUAGCCCGCGCUCUCUGGAAUAACAUGCUGGAGCCUCUGGGCAAGAAGACUGUCAAACUGUACUUUGACGAUGGUAUCCCUGUGAAAUGCCCCUCUAAGACCUCACCAUUCGUGCGGACCUAUGUCAACAGCAAUUACACCUAUGAGGAACCCGCCCCAACACCUCCACCAAUCACGAGCUGGGGAAGUGACUUCCCUUGUGUGGUCUUGGCUCCAUCCACCUCUGUGCCUACAUCAGUUCAUAAGCUGCGACCAGGAGACAUCAAGGUGGUGGCAGCACUGGGAGACUCAAACACGGCAGCAGUUGGAGCCAAGGCAAAGAAUGUGUUGCAGCUCAACACGCAGUACAAAGGAGUGUCAUGGAGCAUCGGAGGAGAUCAGGCCUUGGACACUGUCACCACACUACCAAACAUCCUGAAGAAAUUCAACCCUUCCCUCUAUGGCUUCUCCAAGGGUCAGGGCUUCCUGCAGAAUAGUGGCUUCAACAUGGCGGUGCCUGGAGCCAAGGCCUUUGAGAUCCCAGCCCAAGUCCAAGCUCUCAUCAAGGCCAUGAAAGAUGAUGAGAAGGUGCAUUUUGAACAUGAUUGGAAGCUAGUGACCUUAUUCGUUGGCGCCAGAGAUCUUUGUGAUUAUUGCAUGGACCAGCUCUACUUUACACAGAACAACCUUACACCCAAGAACUACAGUGAGAAUCUGAUGUUGAGCUUGGACAUGCUGUACAAAGAGGUACCGAGGGUAAUGGUCAAUGUUGUCGAGGUUCUGGAGAUGGAUCCAUUGAGGAGAGUGACUAAGGAUGCUCUGGUCUGCACCCUUAUGCAGAGAAAUGCUUGCCCCUGCUUUUUCAACCCUGAAGAGAACUCUCCUGAGCUUACCGAGGUCAAUCGGAUCAACCAGGAAUACCAGAUGGAGACUGAGCGAGUGGUCUCUGGGGGGCAAUAUGAUGGGCGAGAGGACUUCGCUGUCGUCGUACAACCCUACUUCCGAAACGCCUUUGUCCCUUUCAUUGGGGAUGGGAAGCCUGAUUUGAGUUUCUUCUCGGUGGACUGUUUCCACAUCAGUGAGCGAGCACACGCUGAGAUGGCCAUCGCUCUCUGGAACAACAUGAUGUCAACAAAUGAGAGCACCUGGGGAGUGGGAGUGGAGCUAGGCACUGCAGGACCUGGAUUAACCUUUACAUCACCAGAGGAACAGAGGAGAAGUAGGAUAAGGUUGGAGCCGGUGGGCAGGAAGCAGGUCUACAACAACUUCACAUACGACCGCACCAAAAUCAACUGUCCUUUUGAGGAUCAACCCUUCAUCUUCACUAAGGUCAAUAGCCUCCCAAGCCCACCUGUAACCCCCACCCCUCCUGUCCCAAACCCUGGCACCACCACCCCAAACCCUGUGGCCCAGUGUGACUCCUCCAUGCCUUUGUGGGUGCCUGUGGUGCUUGGUAUCACCGGCUUACUGAUCGGCUGGGGAGUCACCUGGCUAUUUAUGUGCUGCAGAGAACGGCAGAGUAAGAGGAAAAUGGUAGAGGUAUUGAUUGAGAUGAAAGGAACUGGUUUCUAAUGAUAUUCUGAGAGGGAGUUUGGAGAUGGUCACAAAGGCUUGAAUACACACGCACAAGCGCACACACACAUGCAUACACACACACACACACACACACACACACACACACACACACACACACACACACACACACACACACACACACACACACACACGCACGCACACACACACACACAAGUGUAUAGCACUGCAUCAAACAAACAUAUUUUAUAUAAAGUAUGUAAUAGAUGUGCUAAUUGUUUUGUAAAUACACACUGGUUAUGGCAUAUUUUCUUCCUAUGAAUAAGGUGUGAUUUGUACACCUUGCAUUUCCUAAGAAUGUACCAUAUUCCUUUGUGUUUAAACAAUAAACAUUGUUGAUGAACAUUC